This is a messenger RNA of Macadamia integrifolia, 2187 nucleotides long. RefSeq names its product proteinaceous RNase P 2. The coding region runs from base 76 to 1806 and encodes 576 amino acids. The record is from RefSeq and is a predicted model, not a curated record. Lineage: Eukaryota; Viridiplantae; Streptophyta; Magnoliopsida; Proteales; Proteaceae. The transcript has 6 exons. Gene Ontology annotation, biological process: tRNA 5'-leader removal. Gene Ontology annotation, molecular function: ribonuclease P activity; protein binding.
AAAUGUACAAGUCCCAACAGAUCAAACGGUUAGGGUUUUCAAGAAUUAAGCUUCUUGCUUCUCUCAACUCUGGCAAUGGAGAUUCCGGACCAGGCGAAAAAGACGAUGAACAAGAAAAAGAUUCGGAGUUCUGAAAGCCAGUUUCGUUUCAAGCUCGAUAACUGCUCGAAGAAGAAGGAUCUUUCUGGUGCAAUUUCUCUCUACGAGAAUGCACUCUCCCAGAACAUCAGUCUCAAUCAGUACCAUUUCAACAGUCUCCUCCAUCUCUGUUCCAGUUCUCUUCCCGAUUUCUUGGCGUCGACGAAAGAAUCUUCAGAUUCGCCUGGUGAUGACUCUGUGGUUGCUUAUGGUUUUCGCGUUUUUGAUCAUAUGUUGGCUAGAGAUAUCACUCCCACGGAAGCAACAAUCACGGCCAUGACGAGGCUUGCCGUUUGUAGAGGCGAUGCUGACUUCGCUUUCGAACUGGUCAAGACAAUGGGAAAGUACAACAUUUCUCCAAGGCUGAGGACUUACGAUUCUGCAUUGUUUGCUUACUGUUCGAAAUCAGAGGCGGAGAAGGCCUACUCUGCUGAAGAACACAUGGUCUCUAUGGGGAUUCAACCUGAGGAGUCCCAGCUGGCUGCGCUCUUGCAUGUGAGCGUCAAAUCGGAAAGGGAAGAUAAGGUUUAUUCUUAUUUGCAGAAGCUAAGGAGCUCCGUGAGAUUCGUUAGUGCCUUAACUGCGGAGGUAAUCGAACGUUGGUUUGGUUGUUCAUUGGCUUCUGAGGUUGGUAUGGUGAAUUGGGACGCAGAGAAAGUUAAAGAUGUGAUAUUGAAAAAUGGUGGAGGUUGGCAUGGGCAGGGAUGGUUGGGUAAGGGGAAGUGGGCUGUCUGUAAAUCGAAUAUAAAUUCAGAUGGGUCUUGUUUUUCUUGUGGAGAGAAGCUAGUUUGUGUUGAUAUUGAUGAGAUGGAGACUGAAAAGUUUGCGGAGUCAGUGGCUUCAUUUGCGAUGGAAAGGGAAGUGAAGUCAAAUUUCAGGGAUUUUCAGGAAUGGCUGCAGAAACAUGACCAAUAUGAAGCUAUAGUGGAUGGAGCAAAUGUUGCACUUUACAAACAGAACUUUGCGGAUGGUGAAUUUAGCCUAUCUCAGAUUAAUGCUGUCUUGAAAGACCUGUAUCAAAGAGGCGAAAAGAAACUGCCGUUGGUUAUCCUGCACAACAAACGUUUUCGUGCUCUUAUGGAAAAUCCUUCCAAUAAGAAGCUACUUCAGGAGUGGAAAGCUCAAGAUUUGUUAUACACUACUCCAAAUGGGUCCAAUGAUGAUUGGUACUGGCUCUAUGCAGCAGUAAGACUUAGGUGUUUACUUGUGACAAAUGAUGAAAUGAGAGAUCACAUUUUUGCACUCCUAGGCAGCAGCUUCUUUCUUAAAUGGAAAGAGAGACAUCAGGUCCGAUAUACUUUUGUUAAAUGUAAUCUAAAACUUCACAUGCCGCCUGUGUAUUCUGUAGUCAUUCAGGAAUCAGAGAAGGGGUCAUGGCAUGUGCCUAUAGAAGUGGAAUGCAAUGAUGAGGCAUCAAGAACUUGGCUUUGCAUUACCAGGCCAAAAUUUUGUGAACAUUCCGACAAAGUAUUACUGAACUUGGAAGUUCUUGAAAGUGAACGACUCAAAUACAACCAAACCAAAUCUGACUCGUCCAGAUUAGAGGAUGUUACAACUGAGAAGGGUAGAGAGAGUGGCCCAAUCUCAUUUCAGAUUUCUAAUAAUAAAACUGUUUCCGUAACUGGUAAAAGAAAGGAUAGAUCUCCAUCAUUUGAGCUGCAUCCAUAACUAAACUAGGCCAAGUUCACAGCUUCAAACAAAGGUUGCCCAUCAGCAUGUUUUCUUUGGCCCAUCGAUUUGUCCAACUGGACCAGAGGCUGACUAUCAAGGAAAAGUCAAAUUUUCAUUGGGUAUUGUUUCAGUGAUGCUUGAGAGUGAUAUCCAUGUGGGGAAGUUUAUGAAAUUAAAUUGACAAGCAACUGCAAUUGUGUGGAAGUUGGAUAUGACAUGUUUGCGACUGAAAUGGCCUCCAACUAGUUUAUUCUGAUCUGCGUCAAACUUACUCAUCUGUUUUAUGUGUCUUAUACUCAACUGGUUUCAUCAAAUUGUUUUGUAUCAAGAGAUGGUGUAUUCCUUGUUGACAUAAUAAAACAUACUUUCACACUGUCA